Molecule: messenger RNA, 671 nt
Organism: Vicia villosa (hairy vetch)
Lineage: Eukaryota; Viridiplantae; Streptophyta; Magnoliopsida; Fabales; Fabaceae
Product: calmodulin-2/4
Exons: 1
Coding region: 55-396 (113 amino acids)
Molecular function (GO): enzyme regulator activity; calcium ion binding
Source: RefSeq, a predicted model, not a curated record
UAUAUAUGGUUUGAAUUUGCAGGUUGCAUCACAACGAAGGAGCUUGGAACUGUUAUGCGAUCAUUGGGACAAAACCCAACUGAGGCAGAGCUUCAAGACAUGAUCAAUGAAGUAGAUGCUGACGGGAAUGGUACCAUUGACUUCCCUGAGUUUCUCAACCUCAUGGCAAGGAAGAUGAAGGACACCGACUCUGAGGAGGAGCUGAAAGAGGCAUUUCGGGUUUUCGACAAGGAUCAGAAUGGAUUCAUCUCUGCUGCCGAGCUUCGCCAUGUGAUGACCAACCUUGGUGAGAAGCUCACUGAUGAAGAAGUCGAUGAGAUGAUUCGAGAGGCUGAUGUUGAUGGUGAUGGCCAAAUAAACUACGAGGAAUUCGUUAAGGUGAUGAUGGCCAAGUGAUUGAUCUCUCCUAUUACUUGUAUAACAGUGCUUUGUAGUAGUCGUUGUCGUUUCUUACAUUUUUAAUUCAUGGUUAAAUGUUAAUUAGUGGUAAGUGUUGCUACUCAUGAUUGCUGUCGAAUGGUGUCUUAAUAGCUUUUCUUGUAAUUUUGUUCCUUAAAAAAGUUGUAAUGUUGAUUUCACUUCAGGUUCUACCACUUGUCAUUUUUUGGUGAAUGGUUACGAAUGUUACGUAUGCGAUUUUAUAAGUUUCACUAUUAGAUUUAUCCCUUUAA